GGGACAUCAAUGCCCGUCCGUCGCCCGGUGAUGACGCGGCGUGUUAGCAGCGGCAGAGGGCUGCCCUGAGCUGUCAUGGAUCCCGGCGGAUGCUGACGGGUCAUUUUCGGGAAGUUCGAACCUCAUCCUGGAAAGAUGUCAGUCUGCCUGACGGAGGAACAGAGGAGGAAGAUUGAGGAGAACCGGCAGAAGGCGUUGGCGAGGAGAGCCGAGAGACUCGCGGCGCAGAAGAGUGGAGUUAUCCAGACCGCUCCCGUCUCUUCCAACGUCCAGACGUCAAUCCCGCAACAGUUUGGAGGGAGCGUGCAGCAAAACAAGCAGAAAGGCUUUAAUGUCCCCCCAACUGCCAAAGAACUGUUACAAAAUAACAGCGUUACGUUGAACCCUUCAAAAACAGGAAGUUUUAAUUUGCACUCAGUAGGUGGCGCUAACAGGGGGGUACCUGCCCAGGUUUCCAUUGGCUCCGCCCAAAAUUUCUCGUCUCCUGCAAAGACAGAGGCACAGUCUUCUUGUCAAAAUGCUCCCGUAUCUUUACCGGUCGCACCUAGACUGGAUUUUCAGCCUCAGAACUUUGGCGCUACGGCAGCCCCAAACCAAAUCCACGAGCCAUCCAAACCAAACUCAUACAAGUCUGCGGACGCACCUCCCGGUGCCGGGAAAGACGUCUCGGAGCCUGUAAAGAGUACAAGUAACGUCUCUCAGUUUUAUAGCAAAAGCUCCAAAUAUGCUUCCGCCGCCGGGAACAAGACGGCUACAGAUGGCAGAGAGAAGGCGGGCGGCAGCGUCUUGGAUACGGCUCAGGCUAAGAAACCGGGGACGGCCGUGAAAGGAAGGUGCGUUAAACAUGCCGAAGAUCGUUUCCGGGUUGAAGUGGGUUACAACGCGGAGCUCAUUGCUUUGUUUAAAACGAUCCCCAGCAAAAGUUAUGAUCCCGCCACCAAGAUGUGGAACUUCAGCCUGGAAGAUUACACCGGCCUCAUGAGUGAGGUCCAACGACUCCAGAACGUGUCUUUAAAACCCUUAGAGGGGAUGGAAGAUGUGGAGAUCCCGCCACUUUCUAAGUCCUCCAGCGGGGGAACUGUCAUUACCGCCAUUCUCGCCAUGUGCAGCAACUGGCAGAGGCCGUCUGCCAUUGUAAAAGGCCAUUGCCUGCUUGUCUCCCGCUCUCGGUUUGAAGUGGAGAUUGGAUACCACGUGGAAGUCAUCGCCCUCUUCAAACAGAUGAACUCUCGGAAUUACGACACAAAGACCAGAAAAUGGAGCUUUCUGUUGGAAGAUUACCAAAAACUGAUGGAAGCCAUUAUCCGCAUCCAGCAGGUGGAAGUGGAGCCUCUCCCCAGGUGGGUAGUGCAGGCCUUCGCGGCUCAGUUCGAGAAGACCUCUUUAAGUCGCGCCGAGAUCCCAGAUGUGGACCUGUCUUCCGUGGAUUCAAAACUUGUCAGCAGCUUGAUGCCGUUCCAGAGGGAAGGUGUCAGCUUUGCCAUUUCCCGGGAAGGCCGCCUGCUGCUGGCCGAUGACAUGGGCUUGGGGAAGACGAUACAAGCCAUUUGCAUCGCGGCUUAUUACAGGAAUGAGUGGCCGCUACUGGUGGUGGCGCCAUCGUCCGUCAGAUUCACCUGGGCCGAGGCUUUCCACAGGUGGCUUCCAUGUGUCACACCAGAUAGCAUCAAUGUCAUUGUGACCGGGCGGGACAGCCAAUCAGUCAGCCUCAUCAAUAUUGUCAGCUAUGACCUUCUCGGGAAGAUGGACAAAUCUGCCAACUUCAAAGUCAUUAUUAUCGAUGAAUCCCAUUUCCUGAAGAACGGGAAGACAGCGCGGUGUAAGUCUGCAAUGCCUCUGCUCAAGAGUGCAAAGAGAGUGAUCCUCCUGUCCGGCACCCCCGCCAUGUCCAGACCUGCAGAACUCUACACACAGAUCGCAGCUGUCAGACCCAACUUCUUCUCGCGCUUCCAUGACUUUGGUCUCCGCUAUUGCUUAGCCAAGCAGAUGCCAUGGGGAUGGGAUUACUCCGGAUCCUGCAAUAUGGGAGAAUUAAAGCUUCUGCUGGAGGAGUCCUUAAUGGUCAGAAGGCUGAAGUCAGAUGUUCUGUCCCAGCUGCCGUCCAAACAGCGCAAAAUGGUCGUUAUUGCACCUGAAGGCAUCAAUGCCAAGACUAAGGCUGCACUCGCCGCAGCAGCGAAGGAGAUGGCACAAGGCUUCAAGAGUAAAGUACAAGAGAAAGAAGCUCUCCUCCUAUUCUACAACAGAACUGCAGAAGCCAAAAUCCGCUGUGUCAUAGAAUACAUCAUGGAUCUUCUAGAAAGCGGGAGAGAAAAGUUCUUGGUGUUCGCCCAUCAUAAGCUGAUCCUGGACAGUGUCUGUGAUGAGCUGGGGAAAAAGAGUGUGGGCUUUAUUCGCAUUGACGGUAACACCGCAUCGGCCGACCGCCAGUCACUCUGCCAGAAGUUUCAGUUGUCGGACAAGAUGAAUGUUGCUGUUUUAUCCAUUACGGCUGCCAACAUGGGCCUGACCCUGUCCUCGGCUGACUUGGUGGUGUUUGCUGAAUUGUUCUGGAACCCAGGGGUUCUUAUUCAAGCAGAAGAUCGAGUCCAUCGGAUAGGACAGACCAACUCGGUGAAUAUUCACUACCUGGUGGCCAAAGGAACAGCCGAUGACUAUUUGUGGCCGAUGAUUCAGGAGAAGAUCCGGAUUCUGGGCCAGGCCGGACUGUCUGAGGCCAACUUUUCCGAAACGACAGAAUCGUCCAACUAUAUUUAUAAGGACCCGAAGCAGCAGACCAUCUACGACCUGUUCCAGCGCUCUUUCUCGCAGGACGUAGGGACGGACGAUUUGGACGAGUCGCUCUUAUUGGAGGCGUGUGAGGAAGUGGAUUCGGAAGGCCAGUGUGAAAAUGCGCCCAAGAAAAGGAAGAUUGAAGGUGACUUCUGAUCCCGUCCGAGUUGAGCUGUAAUAUUCCUGUACAGUAUUGUUUGUAAGAAGAACGUUUUAUAUUGUAGAAUAUUUUUCUAAUAUGUCUGAAUUAAAGCUGAAGUUUCCUCCGCUUAUAUUUCA
This is a messenger RNA of Rana temporaria (common frog), 3051 nucleotides long. RefSeq names its product SWI/SNF related, matrix associated, actin dependent regulator of chromatin, subfamily a like 1 (gene SMARCAL1). Gene Ontology annotation, biological process: replication fork processing; DNA repair. Gene Ontology annotation, molecular function: ATP-dependent chromatin remodeler activity; ATP binding. The record is from RefSeq and is a predicted model, not a curated record. The coding region runs from base 136 to 2928 and encodes 930 amino acids. The transcript has 17 exons. NCBI's taxonomy places the organism in Eukaryota, Metazoa, Chordata, Amphibia, Anura, Ranidae. Gene Ontology annotation, cellular component: nuclear replication fork.